AUGGACGUGGAUAAUGUACAGACAGUCAGAGAUACAUUAGUCAACACAUUAACAAAACAAUUGAGUGAAUUCGACUUAUUAAAAUCUAUGUAUCCUAGUCAUGGUGAAAUUAUAUUAAGUGAUUGUAAUGUUGUUGAAGAUAUAAAAAGCUUUGUGGAUAAUAAAUCCUUUUCUGUACCCAAUCAUCUUGACUUUGUUUUGAAUCUAAAUCUUGAUGGAUUGAAGUUAGAAGUCAAUGUUAAUUUACCAAGUCUUUACCCUGAUAAACAACCAGAUGUGUAUGUAAGGUGUAAUCAAUUAAAUAGGAAACAAGAAACUUGUCUAAAUUCAGACUUAUCACAGUAUAUAAAGAAUGUUCACCAGAAUGAAGUAUGUUUAUAUACAGUAAUAUCAUGGUUGCAGGAAAAUUUUGAUUCAUAUAAAACUAAAACAGAAGAUGGUCCACAAGCACAAUCCACGCUAGAAAAACAAACAGAAAUUACUUUUGUCAGGCUAUGGAUUUUCUCACAUCACAUUUAUAAUAAAUACAAAAGGGAGCAGAUUGUUAAAAGAUCUAGAGAUUUAAAAUUAACUGGAUUUUGUCUUCCUGGAAAACCUGGCAUAAUAUGCAUUGAAGGUACUAAUGAAGAUUGUUUGGAAUGGUGGAAAGACAUUAAAACAAUGAAUUGGAAAAAAAUAUCAAUAAGGAAAAUGGAAACGUUAGACAUAAAUGUAAGAUCAAAACAGCAAAAAUUCAAAGACUUUCAAGAAAUUUCAUUUAAUAAUAGUAAAAGUGGGCUUUCAUCAUUUAUUGAUGAACAUAAUCUUAGUCUAGAGUUCAGUGAAUUUUUAGGACUAAAGUGUUAG
Parnassius mnemosyne (clouded apollo) is the source of this 846-nucleotide messenger RNA. The record is from the annotation of a GenBank genome assembly. NCBI's taxonomy places the organism in Eukaryota, Metazoa, Arthropoda, Insecta, Lepidoptera, Papilionidae.